Vitrella brassicaformis is the source of this 3543-nucleotide messenger RNA. The record is from the annotation of a GenBank genome assembly. Lineage: Eukaryota; Vitrellaceae.
CCCAACCUCACUGGGCGUCUUCACUCUUGGACUCUUGUCUCGACUCACUGGCCCCAGACACCGACCACCCCUCCACCUCAUCCGACCUCCGCAGCUCACGCAGCACCGCCGCCCGCCGCGCAGCCCCAGUCUUCAGCUCGUAUAGCUCGUCUCGCUUGUAGUGCUGUAUGGCGAGUUUCCGUCUGUUGAGGAUGGUGCUGAUGGGUUGGAGGUCGGGAGGGGGCGUGGCGUUGGGGAUGAGCUCGAUGGACUCGGUCGCCCCCGUCAUGUGCACAAUGGCGUACAUCAGGCUGCAUGGCAUUGCACAAGAGGGAGGGAGGGUGGGUGGGUGGGCGGGCGGGUCGGGUGUGGUCCUUUGUUUGUUCGCCUGUUCUGUUCUGAGUCACUCACUCACUCUUUGGAUUGGAGUUUGGUGUGGACGUGUCUGUAUGGCUGGCCGUUGAGGAGAACCCACAGCUCUCCCGCUGUCGUCAUCAGCACACCGAUGGUCGUCCCCACCUGCAAAUACCCGUCCAUCCAUCCAUCCAUCCAUUCAUCCUUGGCCCUCCGCAAUGCGGAGGGCUUACUGUGAACAGGCUGGCGUCCCACUCGACCGUGUCCCACUUCUUGUGGAAGACGUGGCCGUCAUACCCUGACAUACACCAACACCACAGACAGACAGACGGACGGACCACCGAUGUCAAGGAGACAUGUACCGGACUGACUGCACGGGUUGGCUGACCCAUGACAGCGCACUGAGGGAUGUCCUCGACGUGCAGCAGCUUUGAGUGCGGGAUCUUUAGGGGCGGCACCGACGUCAUGCCCACACCAAGGCUGCCCGCACCACGGUCCUUCGCGCCCUCUACCCGCAUACAGAGACAGACAGACAGAGAACGAGACACGAACCAAAUGCAAAACAAACGUGUGGGUCUUUCUUCCCCCGCCCACCUGCCAGUAUUUUGAGUUGGAAGUAGUGUCCCUGCGGCGUGACGGUCGCCGGCCCGUCGCCGAACAGAAGGAUCCCCACAUCACUAACGUGCUACACAGACAAGAAGCGCAUCCAUCCACACCAAAGACAGACACCGGCUGGUCUGAUGGCGGCUGCGGUGGAUGGGAUGGCUGACGUCCAUACCAUGGCCUUAAGUGUAGCAAUUCUGUGGUGGUUCCUAAAUCGGCAGCCGGUGUCUCUGGGCACGUCGGGCAGCGCCCAGAGGCUCUUCAUCGUGGCCUUUGGGAUGUUGGGGGGGCCGUCUGGCGGGAAGUAGGUGGCCAUGAAGGCUGAUAUCUGGUGGAGGUACUCGAUGUCCGCGGAGAAGCGGCGGUUGGACGCCAACAGGUCUGCCACACACACACACAGAUGGACAAUGGCCGGGUAAGUGGACGGACUGAUGGAUGGAUGGAUGGGUGUGUGGCGGCCUUGAGGCACCCACCUUUGAUGAGGGUGCGGAGUUGGCUGUUGUUCUCCUCCAGCUCUGCAAAAUGGAGACAGACAGGCCGAAGGGUCCUUUGUGCCCGCCCUGGACCCACCUACCCACCUACCCACCUACCCACCUACCCACCCACCGUUGAUCCAUCUCUGCCCCUCUUCUGGCAUUUCCCGCUGGGCGAUCUUGACGCACAGGUUCUUCUUGUGCAUCUCUGUUCUUUGCCAGACAGACAGACAGACAGACAGCACACCCAUCCAUCCCCACACUAGCUGGUGAAGAGCACAAGAGCGCCUCGCCUCUUUCUAGUGUGAGCUCGCCGACCGAUGUGUGCCGCCUGUAGUGACUCGAGUCGUCGGCGCUUCACUAUCUGCAGCCGAUGGCCCUCAAUGAAUCCUGCAGGCGCAAGUGAGAGGGAGGGAGCAGCAUGGCGUCAUGCAUUAAUGACCCAGACAGCUGCCUUGCUGAGCUGACUCACUCCCUUUCUCGGCCUCGAGCAGCCCGACCUUCUGCGCCGUGUCUGACCAGCAAGAGACAGACAGGGAGAGGAGAAAUCACACGGGUGGGGUGCUUGCCUUGCGGUGUGUGUGGUCUCAUGAUUAGACUGACUGACCUUCAGACUUGCGCUUUGCCCAUUGCACCAGAUGCAUCGCGUCUGGAGGCGGAGGGCGGAUGGAUGGAUGGAUGGAUGGAAGGAUACGGACACACCCAUACAUAGGAACAGAGGAGACACGACAUUGGCCCUGCCUGCGUGUCUGCUCUCGUGUCUCUCAUGGCUGGAUCUUAGCUGACCUGACCUGACCUCUUUCAAGGAUGGCCGUCUCACGGAUCUCUUCCUUAAGUUCUGAAUGAUACACACACACACACACACAGAGAGAGAGAGAGAGAAAGAGAGAGAGAGAGAGGCAUAAGAACACCGAUCGGCGUCUCGACCAGCCCUCCUCCGCCUGUCUCACUUGCCUUCGUCUUCCCGCUGCAACUGUUCCACCAGCUGCUCGCGCGCCGCCGCCCACCUCAGCACAUAGUAGGGCCCCUCCACACUCAUCAGGUACCGCACCGCAUCCACCAUGGGCACCUCCGACCCUUCCUCAAAGAAGGUGCCCCACUCGCGGAAGUGGAUGUCGAUGCGGCUUGGCGAAUGGUGGUCUGGAGACACGUCUUCCCAGGCCUGGUGCUGCUCGUCUGGAGCGUCCAUUUCGCCUGUGGUGGUCUUUGUCUUCUUGGUGAUGUGUUGGCGUAUGCGGUCGUCGAGUGGGACGAGCUCGACGCUGUUGUUCUGGGUGAGACGCCGCAGCAGCAGACGCAUCAGGUCCUCUUGCAGAAGGGCAUCCCUGCAACGCCACCGCCAGCAACGGCAACGCCCACAUUUGCCCGUGUCUCCAGUGUGGUCUGGGCAUCUGCAAGUGACUGACCUUUCCGCCUCCCCUCCAGUGAAUGUGAGCUGGUUGAGGUCAAUCCUCUCCGGAGGGCACACGUCCGCCACCGCCACGUGGUCGUCGUGCAUGGCGUCACCUUGAGCAUUGCCACCAUCCGUCUCACUCUGAAGAACGAUCAACGCAUUGAUUGCCGCAUCAACACAAAUGUACUUAUGCACCUGUUCGUCGUCCUCAGUGUCUCCCGGGACAACAGGGAACAUCCUCGACGCAAUGUCAAAGGGGCCGCUCUCCUUCUUGACGGGCCUGCUCGCGUCUACCAGACGAUAAAGCGGCGGGAGGCUGUCGGCGUCAUACCCAGGUGGUCCCGUGAAGAUGAGCUUCCACUCGGGCUCAGCGGCUGCCUCAGAGUCUGUCGGCAACGGCCGGUCCGCCGCCCUCCGAGAGGCACGUUUGAGUGCCCUCGCCAGCAGGAUGUUGGGGUGCCGGUGGUCUUUGGCUAGAUCUUCCCACAGCCUCUUCUCCUCCACCAUGAGCUCACCGAUGACGGCCUUCCUGCUGCCGAGCACCUGCAGGGCGCCUUUGAACGACUUGGCGGAGUCGAUUUCCAGAGACAGUGAGCGCUGCCUCUUGACUUUCCGCGGUAGGGCUUCGUCCUUCCUGCCUGCCUCCUCCUCUCGUUUGAACGUGUUGCCCAUCUCGGGGGAGGCCUGAACGGUGCGCGGCUCCCAACAGAGCCUAAGGAAACUCUACCCCGGAUGGAUCAG